AUGAAGGAAUACAACGAAGUAAAACAACAAUUGGUGAAAGAAAUCAAUAAGAAAACCGAACUUCAAGAGAAGCUUCUGAAACUUGAAGAUGAAAUCUACCAUAAAGAGAAUGAAUAUUUCGGUGAAUCAAUCUACGGGAACAUAAUCAAAGGAUUUGAAAAUUUUUCAAAGAACUCCAAUCAAAACAAAAGGAAGAUAACUUAUAAUGAAGAUGAUCAUAUCUUCUCUUUAAGUUCCCAGGCGUUUGUUAAGGAUAUGAUGAAACGUCAAGGUGAAGAUGUGAAGGAUGAUUAUGAUGAUAUAGAGGAUAGUACUGAGGUACCUAAAAAGUAA
Molecule: messenger RNA, 333 nt
Organism: Yamadazyma jaroonii
Lineage: Eukaryota; Fungi; Ascomycota; Pichiomycetes; Serinales; Debaryomycetaceae
Source: the annotation of a GenBank genome assembly